UCCAGUGAAAAGCAUCUGCUGCAUAGCUUAUGAUACUCAGGGGAGCACUUUCACGUCUACCGCACAGAGAGCAUAAUAGCUUGCUAAAGAAAUCCAGAUGUGUUCCCUUUAUGUGGUGCCCCUUUGUUUCCCAUUAUGGACCUGACCCUUUUGUCAUGCAAACAUCAUCAGGUUUUGCGUGUGAGGCUGUGUGGAAAUCUGAGAGACUAUCAAUCACAUCUUUACAGCACAGUGGCGCCACCUGAUGAAAUAACAGUUACUUAUAGACAUGGCCUUCCCUUGAUAACACUUACUUUGCCAUCCAGAAAUGAGCGCUGUCAAUUUGUAGUCAAACCAAUGUUAUCAACAGUUGGUUCAUUUCUUCAGGACAUACGAAAUGAAGAUAAAGGUGUCAGAAAUGCAGCCAUCCUCACAGCAGACGGCAGUGAGAUUGCAACUUCAACCUUGAUGGAAAUUUUGCUAAUGAAUGAUUUUAAACUCGUCAUUAAUAAAGUAACAUAUUAUGUACAGUGCCCCAAGAAAGAAAAACUGAGUAGUGAGCACACUACUGAAAUGGAAAACAUGAAAUCCUUGGUGUACAGACUGUUUACAGCCUUGCAUUUGGAAGAGUUUCAGAAAAAGAGAGAACAGCACCUACUGGAGAAAAUUGACCACCUGAAGGGACAGCUGCAGUCCCUGGAACAGAUGAAAGCUGGAAUUGAAGCUCGCUCAGAAGCCAAAACCAGUGGACUCCUGUGGGCUGGAUUAGCGCUGCUGUCCAUUCAGGGCGGAGCAUUGGCUUGGCUCACUUGGUGGGUGUACUCCUGGGAUAUCAUGGAACCGGUUACAUACUUCAUCACAUUUGCAAAUUCCAUGGUCUUUUUUGCAUACUUUCUAGUCACUCGACAGGAUUAUACUUAUUCAGCUAUUAAGAGUCGGCAAUUUCUUCACUUCUUUCAUAAGAAAUCAAAGCAACAGCAUUUUGACGUGGUGCAAUACAACAAGUUAAAAGAAGAUCUUGCUGAGGCUAAAGAGUCCCUGAGCCAGUUACGCCGCUCUCUCUGUUUGCCAACACAAGUAGAAGACCUCAAUGAAAAGAAUUAAUCUUACACUUUUAAAUGUCAUUGAAUUUGUCCAUUGUGUGUUGAUUUUGCAACUUAGAAACUGGAACUUUUUGAGUCCCAUAGUUUAUUUGAAUUUGACUGUUUCAAUAUCUUUUGUUAAUAAAAAAAACAAAAUGCUUGCAAAA
Messenger RNA from Molossus molossus (Pallas's mastiff bat), 1228 nucleotides. It is a transcript of the gene MCUB, whose product is annotated as mitochondrial calcium uniporter dominant negative subunit beta. Gene Ontology annotation, cellular component: mitochondrial inner membrane; uniplex complex. The record is from RefSeq and is a predicted model, not a curated record. Gene Ontology annotation, biological process: calcium import into the mitochondrion; mitochondrial calcium ion homeostasis. Gene Ontology annotation, molecular function: calcium channel inhibitor activity. The coding region runs from base 136 to 1083 and encodes 315 amino acids. The transcript has 8 exons. NCBI's taxonomy places the organism in Eukaryota, Metazoa, Chordata, Mammalia, Chiroptera, Molossidae.